Cyphellophora attinorum is the source of this 471-nucleotide messenger RNA. RefSeq lists its product as uncharacterized. The record is from RefSeq and is a predicted model, not a curated record. Lineage: Eukaryota; Fungi; Ascomycota; Eurotiomycetes; Chaetothyriales; Cyphellophoraceae. Gene Ontology annotation, biological process: RNA splicing. The transcript is spliced from 5 exons. Gene Ontology annotation, cellular component: exon-exon junction complex; nucleus. Bases 1 to 471 code for a protein of 156 amino acids.
AUGGCCAUGGAAGGUAGCCACGAGCCGUUCUACGUCCGCUACUAUUCAGGACAUUCGGGACGGUUUGGGCACGAAUUUCUGGAAUUCGACUUCCGAGUAAUUGGCGACGGCCGGAGUGCGACUGCGCGCUAUGCGAACAAUUCCAACUACAGAAAUGACUCGCUCAUCCGGAAAGAGAUGUCGGUCUCUGCGCUCAUGAUACAAGAGAUCAAGCGCAUAAUCAAAGACAGCGAGAUCACGAAAGAAGACGACUCGAAGUGGCCACAGAAGAACAAGGAUGGGCGGCAAGAGCUAGAGAUCCGGAUGGGCAGUGAACAUAUUCAAUUCGAGACGGCCAAGAUUGGGUCACUUGUCGACGUUACGGACUCAGCAGAUCCUGAAGGACUGCGAGUCUUUUACUAUCUGGUCCAAGACCUAAAGGCACUUGUCUUCUCACUGAUCUCGCUCCACUUCAAGAUCAAACCAAUCUGA